Molecule: messenger RNA, 4781 nt
Organism: Ficedula albicollis (Collared flycatcher)
Lineage: Eukaryota; Metazoa; Chordata; Aves; Passeriformes; Muscicapidae
Gene: AGO3
Product: argonaute 3, RISC catalytic component
Exons: 19
Coding region: 25-2562 (845 amino acids)
Biological process (GO): regulation of stem cell proliferation; regulatory ncRNA-mediated gene silencing
Molecular function (GO): RNA binding; protein binding
Source: RefSeq, a predicted model, not a curated record
CCCGUGGGGGCACAGCCCCUGCUCAUGGUGCCCAGACGUCCCGGCUAUGGCACCAUGGGCAAACCCAUUAAACUGCUGGCCAACUGCUUCCAAGUUGAAAUCCCAAAGAUUGAUGUCUACCUCUAUGAGGUGGAUAUCAAACCAGAUAAGUGUCCUCGGAGGGUGAACAGGGACGUGGUGGACUCUAUGGUGCAGCAUUUUAAAGUGACAAUAUUUGGGGACCGUAGACCAGUUUAUGAUGGGAAAAGAAGCCUCUAUACAGCCAAUCCACUUCCUGUGGCCACUACUGGGGUGGAUUUGGAUGUGACACUACCCGGAGAAGGUGGAAAAGAUCGUCCCUUCAAAGUGUCAAUAAAGUUUGUUUCUCGGGUGAGCUGGCACUUGCUGCAUGAAGUUUUGACAGGAAGAACCUUGCCUGAGCCUCUGGAACUAGACAAACCUAUCAGCACUAACCCUGUUCAUGCUGUCGAUGUGGUGCUACGACACCUCCCCUCCAUGAAGUACACCCCUGUGGGCCGCUCCUUCUUCUCAGCUCCAGAAGGCUAUGACCACCCCCUGGGAGGGGGCAGGGAGGUCUGGUUUGGGUUCCAUCAGUCAGUCCGACCUGCCAUGUGGAAAAUGAUGCUCAACAUCGAUGUUUCUGCCACUGCCUUCUACAAAGCACAACCCGUAAUUCAGUUCAUGUGUGAAGUCCUUGACAUUCAUAAUAUUGAUGAACAACCAAGACCUCUGACUGAUUCUCAUCGGGUAAAAUUCACCAAAGAGAUAAAGGGUCUAAAGGUAGAAGUGACUCACUGUGGGACAAUGAGAAGGAAGUACCGUGUCUGUAACGUAACGAGGCGGCCUGCAAGUCAUCAAACCUUUCCUUUACAGCUAGAAAAUGGCCAGACUGUGGAGAGGACAGUAGCACAGUAUUUCAGAGAGAAAUACAACCUCCAGCUGAAGUACCCUCACCUUCCUUGUCUGCAAGUGGGACAGGAACAAAAACACACCUACCUGCCUUUAGAAGUGUGUAACAUUGUGGCUGGCCAGAGGUGCAUCAAGAAGCUCACAGACAAUCAGACAUCAACCAUGAUAAAAGCAACAGCCAGGUCUGCCCCAGACAGGCAGGAGGAAAUCAGCAGAUUGGUGAGAAGUGCAAAUUAUGAUGCAGAUCCAUUUGUCCAAGAGUUCCAGUUCAAGGUGAGGGAUGAGAUGGCCCAUGUGACAGGACGUGUGCUCCCAGCCCCGAUGCUGCAGUACGGAGGACGGAAUCGAACCGUGGCAACACCAAGCCAUGGUGUGUGGGACAUGCGAGGGAAACAGUUCCACACUGGGGUGGAGAUCAAGAUGUGGGCCAUAGCUUGCUUUGCAACACAGAGACAGUGCAGAGAAGAAAUUCUGAAGGGUUUCACAGACCAGCUGCGCAAGAUCUCCAAGGACGCCGGGAUGCCGAUCCAGGGCCAGCCCUGCUUCUGCAAGUAUGCCCAGGGUGCAGACAGUGUGGAGCCCAUGUUCCGACACCUCAAGAACACCUAUUCAGGGCUGCAGCUCAUCAUUGUCAUCCUGCCAGGGAAGACACCUGUGUAUGCGGAGGUGAAGCGAGUGGGAGAUACACUGUUGGGAAUGGCCACACAGUGUGUUCAGGUCAAGAACGUCAUUAAAACAUCUCCACAGACCCUCUCAAAUCUGUGCCUGAAGAUUAACGUUAAACUAGGAGGAAUCAACAACAUCCUUGUACCUCAUCAAAGACCUUCUGUGUUCCAGCAGCCAGUGAUCUUUUUGGGAGCUGAUGUCACUCACCCUCCAGCUGGAGAUGGAAAGAAGCCUUCCAUUGCUGCUGUUGUAGGCAGCAUGGAUGCUCACCCCAGCCGGUACUGUGCCACGGUGAGGGUCCAGCGGCCCCGGCAGGAGAUCAUCCAGGACCUGGCCUCCAUGGUCAGGGAGCUGCUCAUCCAGUUCUACAAAUCAACACGGUUCAAGCCCACCCGGAUCAUCUUCUACAGGGACGGGGUCUCUGAGGGACAGUUCCGACAGGUUUUGUAUUAUGAGCUGCUGGCCAUUAGAGAAGCCUGCAUCAGUUUGGAGAAGGAUUACCAGCCUGGAAUAACCUACAUUGUGGUGCAGAAGCGACAUCAUACACGACUGUUCUGUGCUGACAGAACAGAAAGGGUUGGACGAAGUGGCAAUAUUCCAGCUGGGACAACUGUAGACACAGACAUUACACACCCCUACGAGUUUGAUUUUUACCUCUGUAGCCAUGCUGGAAUACAGGGAACCAGCCGUCCCUCCCACUACCACGUGCUGUGGGAUGACAACUGCUUCACAGCAGACGAGCUGCAGCUGCUGACGUACCAGCUGUGCCACACGUACGUGCGCUGCACCCGCUCCGUCUCCAUCCCCGCGCCCGCCUACUACGCUCACCUGGUGGCAUUCAGAGCACGCUACCACCUCGUGGACAAGGAACACGACAGUGCUGAAGGGAGCCACGUGUCAGGACAGAGCAACGGGCGAGACCCACAGGCCCUGGCGAAGGCUGUACAGAUUCACCAAGACACCUUACGCACGAUGUACUUCGCUUAAGUCAAUGACCCGGGAGACACUCACCGAGAGGAGAACUCAGAACUUAAGCCACAUACAAUGUAUGUUUCCAGGGGGUUGGUUUAGGGGCUGUGCCUCCCAUCGUGCUGGAGCUGACGCUGUGCAGGGGCGAGAGGCUCACCCUUAAAUUGACAUGAGGAAGAUUGUUUACUUCAUCCAGGAACACAGCACUAUUAUGCAAUAUGAAACCAGCCAACUGCUUUUUUGAGGCGGGCUCCCGUGGGAAGUACCGCCAUCAUUUUUUUUUUUUAAUUAUUAUUUCUCGUAGUUUAACCCUCUUCUGCCUUUACCUCAAGUUGCUCGGCAGCACAACUAUUGUUGCAAAAAAAAAUAGUAAUAAUAAACUAAAAUCUAUUGUGUAAUUUAAAACAGAAAACAAACCACCUUUUAGGAACAAUCACAGUGAUUGUUUGGAGAAGGGAAGUGUGCAAAAAAGAAAAUAAGUUUUUAAUCCCCGUGCAUUGAGGAAUCUUUCUCUGUGUUGCCAUCGAGCAUUCGAAUGUGAACAUAUCCAAGUGCAUUGGAAUGUACAGCACUAGCUAGGAAACAGUGAGGGGGGGAAGAUGUUUUGCACACUAGUCCAAUAAUUUGAACCUAAUUUAGCCAAUGGCUGCCUUUGUGUCUUUUCUCACAGCUUUGGAGUUCUCAGCUCCAAGAGUUCCCUUUCAAAAGCAAUCCAAGAAGCUCGUGGUUCAUGUGCAGGCAGUAGUGACCCAACUCUUCUUGCUCCCUGGGGGAAUUUACUAAAGCUGCUGUUUUACCUAGUCCAAAAGUUUCAAUUUUUUCCUAUCUGGCAAGUCAAAUCUGUUGAAGCUUCACGUGAGAUCCAAUGUCCCAGGUUUUCUGGGAUGACAUACAGUAACCACCAGAACUGAAACUUUAGAGCUAAGGUCUUUUUGGAAAAAAAAGAAACCUGCUACUUUACUUGCUGCCUCUCACACCUUAAUGUGAUUCAUAUGUAUGUGUGUUUGAAGUUUAGCUUCCUUUUGUUUCUUUUAUAUUUAUUAGAGUAAUAAUAAUGCUUUAAUUUAAUUAUUACAGAACAUAUGGUCAACAUCAACUUUUAUUUUUUAGAAAUGUAAUCAUGUUUAUUUUUAAAAAAAGAAACUGACAACUUGUUUUGCUAUCUUUUAGUGCAAUAAGCAUUCUAAAGAAAAACUGUGUCCAUUGAGCUGUACUGAAGCAGUGUCUGUACCACGGACUGUGGGAGAAUGGACACCUCCAGGAUUUUAAAAGGACAAAGUAAAAGCCUUAAUUUUGAAAGGAAAGUUUUAUAGUCAGAAGGAAUCUUGAAUUUUCCUUUUUUAAAUCAAAAAAAUAUACAAAAAAUGCUUCUAGACUUCUGCAAGCUUUACUUGUCGCUGCAGUCUUUUGAUUUAACAAAGGAAUUGGCCUUAUUUUUGGCUUUGAAAUGUGGAACAUAUUUGAAUUAAAUGGAAAGGGUUUUGUAUUAAGAUCUCAGUUUUUACAUGCUUAAUUAAACCUAUUUGACAUCAGUAAAAUGUCUGGAAUUAAUAAAAGUUUUUAGGCUUUUUUCCUCUUUGAUAGUGACUUUCCUUUUAAAAUUAAGUUAUUGGUAACUUCAUUUCACUUUGCAAAUAAAGAGGGCUGGGAUAGUUCUAACAUGUUAAAUCACCGAAAUGUGAAACAAACCAAUUGGACUCUUUCAUUCCACUUUAAAACCAAUGUUUAAGAUGUCAGAGACGAGCAUUUAUUCAAUGAGGGGACUGGGGAGUUUUGCACUUUGUAAACUCGUGAACUGCAUUUUUGACUGUUUUUAUUUGCACUGGUUCAUAGUAUAUUUACUGCAGCUGUUUGUAUGGGCAUUGCUGUGAUCCCAGCCCUCCCGACCUCCACCUGCUCUCACAUGAAAACCUGGUUGGUCUCAGUAGCUUCUCUCCUCGUUCUCACCAAAUCCGCUGUUUGCCAAUAUACUGUAUUUUGAGCCUAAAAUCUGAGCCCAUUUUGCUUCACCAGGCAUGAACCCCCUUUUUUCUGCCAGAAAAACCAAGUACUGUAUUUUGUGCGUUUGUAUAUUGUAUGGAAAUGUCCGUAGUGCUGUUCACAACACUGUCUGCAAGAGCUUUACUAACAGCUGGUGUAGAUACCUAUUUUAUCUCUCAAAAUCGAGGAAAAUCAUGUAGAAGACUAACUUGGCAAAGCUAAAAUUGCACUGGAAACAGUGGUGGGGGUGGGCAUGG